Molecule: messenger RNA, 535 nt
Organism: Staurois parvus
Lineage: Eukaryota; Metazoa; Chordata; Amphibia; Anura; Ranidae
Source: the annotation of a GenBank genome assembly
GGGAGACCAGAUAUAGUGAAUGCAGGGUCCGGGGAGACCAGAUAUAGUGAAUGCAGGGUCUGGGGAGACCAGAUAUAGUGAAUGCAGGGUCUGGGGAGACCAGAUAUAGUGAAUGCAGGGUCCUGGGAGACCGGAUAUAGGGAAUGCAGGGUCCUGGGGAGACCGGAUAUAGUGAAUGCAGGGUCCGGGGAGACCAGAUAUCGGGAAUGCAGGGGUCCGGGGAGACCGGAUAUAGUGAAUGCAGGGUCCUGGGGAGACCGGAUAUAGUGAAUGCAGGAUCCAGGGAGACCGGAUUAGUGAAUGCAGGGUCCGGGGAGACCAGAUAUAGUGAAUGCAGGGUCCUGGGGAGACCGGAUAUAGUGAAUGCAGGAUCCGGGGAGACCGGAUAUAGUGAAUGCAGGAUCCGGGGAGACCGGAUAUAGUGAAUGCAGGGUCCGGGGAGACCGGAUAUAGUGAAUGCAGGGUCCGGGGAGACCGGAUAUAGUGAAUGCAGGGUCCGGGGAGACCGGAUAUAGUGAAUGCAGGGUCCAGGGAG